Messenger RNA from Anopheles marshallii, 1152 nucleotides. Its product is annotated as gustatory and pheromone receptor 32a-like. Bases 1 to 1152 code for a protein of 383 amino acids. NCBI's taxonomy places the organism in Eukaryota, Metazoa, Arthropoda, Insecta, Diptera, Culicidae. The transcript is spliced from 6 exons. Gene Ontology annotation, cellular component: membrane; dendrite; axon. The record is from RefSeq and is a predicted model, not a curated record. Gene Ontology annotation, biological process: sensory perception of taste.
AUGAGGGCAGAAAUUAUAAUCAUCUUCCUACAUAACCUAUUUGGUGGGCCGAUAAGUAACGACGACCGUCGAUCAAAAGCUCCUCGAAUGUUUAUGUACACAACAGUAGUCUUUGGUGUAAGUGUAGCACUGUUCACGCUUUGUAUGUUAGAUCUACCCAAAAUUCUGUACCAACGAGACCUGGUGUUAAGUGUUAUCGAUUUGCUAAUGAUGCUUGGAAUAGCGGCCACAGUAUUCACUAUUCAAACAUCCACCCUUGUGAAGUGUUUGCAUAAGCCAAAGGUAUCAAUUUUCCGGUGCCUUGAAGAUAUCGAUGGCCAUUUGUACACACUAAAUAUGCGCCGUGAUCCUGGCCAAAGUUUUUCGUCAAACUGUGCUAUAAGUUUCAUCGGGGCAAUUAUCAUAUCGUUUGGCUAUCUGCUAGCAAAUGUGUUGCGUAUCGAUCGAUCAAAUGGAUUGGUUUUGGGAUUUAAGGUGUACGGAUUGUUUGUGAUAUUUCUCAUGCACGGACUGUUUCUUGUGUUUAGUUACCAAAUUCUGAAGCGAAUUCGGUACAUGGUGAGACAUAUGGAGAAAAUGAUUGCUACCAUCACACGCCACAAUGCUCAAACGACAAGUGUAACGGAGUAUGUUAGCAUGCGAUGUUGCAGAGAUCUAAGAUCAUUGGCCACUGUACAAAUGCUGUGCUUCCGGGCAGUUAACCGUUUAAAUGAGGAAUGUGGUUUGCCCAAUGUUACCAUCUUCGGAAUGUUUUUCUACGUUCUCACUGCGAAAAGCUUUCAACUGUUCUACGUGUGCUCGAUCGAAUUCAAACAGCACGGAUUUCAAUUUACUCAUACACUAGAACCCACUGUAUUACUAACGGCAACCUUUUUGUACUUUUCCGCUGCUACCUAUCUUGGGGAGUUGGUACUAAGAGAGACACAGCUCGUGAUAAAUAAUCUACACAAAUUUGAGUCCAUGCUUUCAAUCAUACAACAAAAGCUAAACCAAUCAGAGCUGGUCGAACAGUUUGGCAAUCAAAUUAUGCACCAACCAAUAUGCUUCACCGUAAUGAACUUCUUUCAAAUAGAUCUCAAAUUUUUCCAUCUGGUUAUGGCAUCUGUCGGAACGUAUCUGAUAAUAUUGUUGCAGUUCGAUUUUCAAAAUUAG